AUUUUUAACAUAGCAUUGGAUUUCUACACUGUUCUCUCUUCUUUGGCACGAGUGAAGUUGAGAUUUCUGUAUGUUAUAAUACUUUUUAAUAAAUAAAUAAUUGUUACAAGCUAAAUAAUGAGAGAUUUUCCACGAGGAGGUAAAGAACUUAUUGUUCUGCCUUCAUCUAAUUUACUAUCCGGUAAAAAUGGAAAACAUAAAAAAGAAGGGAAAUUACAUCGAAAAAAUAAAAAUAAAAGUGACAUUUCAUCUGAAAUCGAUGCGAAUUUUACACCAAACACUGCUGACUGCUUGACCUACACGACUUUGUUGGAAGGAAUGAUCGUUCUUGCUCGAGUUCAUGCAGUCACAGAAUACAAUAUUGCAGUGUCUCUACCCGGACGUAUUGGCGGACAAAUUCCAAUUACAAAUAUUAGUGAAUCUUAUAAUAAUUUGUUACAAAGUUUAGUUGAAUCAAAAGGUUCCCAACAAGAUGAAUUUAAAUCUCUUUCUGAUCUAUGUAAACGUGGAGAUUAUCUUGUUUGUUAUGUAAAAAACACUGAUGCAUCAGGAAAAUAUCGAAUAACUCUUUCAAUAGAACCGCAAUUAAUUAACCAAAGUUUAAAUCUUUCACUUCUACGGAAAGGUGCUAAAAUUAUUUGUUCAGUUGCCAGUGUUGAAGAUCAUGGAUAUGUUGUGGAUACUGGAAUCAAAACCCUUCGAGGAUUUUUAUCAAAUAAUGAUGUUCAGAAUAAUCUUAAAUACUAUCCCGGUCAACAGAUUUCUUGUUACAUUAAAACAUUAAAGUCUGAUGAGAAUAUGACAACAAUUAAAUUAACUACAAAAUCCAAAUCUGACCAACUCGUAAUUUCUGAUGACCAACCUCUGGAUGGAUUAAUUCCUGGCAUUCGUUUAAACUUGAACAUUAGUAAAAUUUUGUCUAAUGGUUUACAAGUUACCUUCAAUGAAUCCAACAUCGGUUAUAUCAAUCAACUAUAUUUGAAGAAACCUCUUUCGACAUACGAAAAAGGAUCAGAAAUUUCUGCGACACUUAUGUAUGUUCUUCCAACAGUUAAAUAUGCAUAUUUCUGUCAAUGUUCUCUUAAUAAUGAGAAAACAUCCAUAGAAGUUGGAGAAAUGAUAGAGAAUGCGCAAGUAUUAUUCAAAGAAUCGAGAGGUGUAGUUUUUUCUUUGAAGAAAGGAAUUCGAGGCUUUCUGCCAUUUAAAAGAGCAAACGUUGAUCACGAAAAAAUUAAUGAAACAUUUACUCCUGAUUCUGUUCACAAAUGUCGAAUCAUCUCUUACGAAAUGUUUGAUCGAGUUUAUAUUUGUUCAAUGCAACAAAGUGUAGUGAAAGGAAAUACUUUGAUUCCUGAAGCAAUACAUCCUGGAGACAAAACAACAGUAGAAAUAAUUAAAAUUAAUGAUAAUGGAUUUCUUGUAGUCAAAUCUGGAUCAAUUCUUGGUAAUGUGGCACCAGAACAUGUACAUGACGUUGAUGAAGAAGACGCGAAACCACUGAAAAUUGGAGAUAAGGUUGAAGCUAGAGUUUUAGGACAUCAUACUCAAGGCAAUGGAAUAAUGUUUACCUUAAAGAAGUCGCUAGUUAACAGUAAAAAAAAAAUAUUAAGUGAUAUUAAUGAUGCUAAAAUUGGACGAAAAUAUCAAGCAGUAGUCAUUUCUGUCCGUGAUGAAGGAUUACUUGUGAAAUUUUAUGAGAAUUUAAAAGGCUGGAUACCUGCUAAACUGUUGGAUAAAAAAAUCGGUGGGACUAAAAAUUAUGUUGUAGGACAAGUAGUGAUGGUAACAAUUAAAGAAAUUGACAAAGAAAAUGGAAAAUUAAUCUUAUUUAUGUAUGACAAAACAAAAAUGAACAAGAAAAAGGAGGAUGCACUAGAGGAAUUAAAGAUUGGAAGUCUUGUUGAAGGAUCAGUUGUCGAAUCAUCUAUCAACGGAAUUUAUAUACGAAUUAAAAUAAAAAAUGACUCUGAUACUGUUACUGGAUUCUUACCAGCAGGUCAUAUGGCACCUUGUACAGAAAUUGGAACUUAUCUAUCUGCUAAAUAUGUCCCUGGAGAUAAAUUAUCAGCACUAGUUUUUUCAGUAACUCCAGAAUUAUUAUUAUCAAGAACUUUUACUCUGCAAAAAGAAUCUCCGGUAUUUAAUAACCUCAAAGUAAAUGAAUGUAUUCCUUGCUCUAUUAAGGAAAUCAGUACAAACGGUUUAAAAGUGAUUCUAUCAGUUGAAGAUUUCAAUGAUUAUGGGGUUAUACCUUAUCAUAAGGUAGAUAAUACCGAAGCUCUAUCAACGAAUCAAUUGUUAUUUGGAAAAAUAACUGGAAUUAAUAAAAAAGAAAAGAAACUAUUUCUGACAACUUCUUUACACGAAAUAUGGACUGAAGUUGUGAAAAAUGAUUCUGAUAUGAUUGCAGCUGUUGAUCUAUUAACAUUAUAUUUCAGUAAAUUAAAAGAGUUGUGCAAUCAUGAUUGCUAUAAAAAUAAAAAAAUAGCUUCGAUGCAUUUAGGUCAAAGAGUAUCAGGAAUUGUUGACCAAGUUACUGAUCAUGGCUUAAUAGUAAAACUUGAGAACGAUGUAAUGGCCACAGUACGUCAAAAUCAUUUCUAUGGAACGUUUGAAAAAGGAGAUGAAGUUAAAGGAUCAGUUUUAUGGGUCAAUUAUAUCCAUGAAAUUGUGGAAAUCACUCUUAUACCUGCUUUGGUAAAUAGAAUCACUGUCAAACAAAAAAAAUUAUCCGAAACAUCUACAGAUGUCCAAUUAAGAGGUGAAAUUCUUUUAGUGACUAAUUGGUUCAUUUUAGUAUUAUUGAAAGGUCAAGCCAAAGGGACCUUAGCUGCUUUACCUGCUAGAAGACAUAUUAAUGACUUAGAACCUAACCUUCGUCCUUAUACAGUUGGAAAAGAAAUCAGAUGUUAUGCCGUUCUUGGUAAAAAUGAGACUGAUUUACUUCCUAUCUGUCUAGUCAAAUCUGCUUUUGAAACUAGAAAAUCUGCAUUGCUACAAAAAAAUUCCUUGAAACGUGAAAUUAAAAAAGAUAGUGAAGAUAAUGUCACGGGUAAAAAAGUUAAAAGAUUAAAAGUUUCUAAUAUUAAUUCCAAUAAUUCAGUUGAAAUCGAAGAUGAACCAAAUGAUAAAGAUGAUAAAACUAUAAAAGUUGAAAUAACUAAAGAAAAAAAGGAAAAUAAUGAUGAAAAAAAAUCUAAAGAUGUUGAAGAUCUGAUGAUACCUGAAUGUAAAUUCUUUUGGGAUUCGAAACCUGAUCCAGAAUUGCUUAAACAACUAUCAAGUGAUAGUGAAGAUGAUGAUGAAGAAGAUACCGAGCCGAAACAAAAGAAGAGAAAAUUAAAUGCUGCUGAAAGACGAGAACUUGAGAGACAAAAAGAACGAGAAAUUCGUGAGCGAGAAGAAGCUUUAGCUAGUAAUAAAGCACCUAGCUCUGCGGAUCAAUUUGAUAGACUUGUUCUAGCAGAGCCCAAUAAUUCUAUGAUCUGGAUGCAAUACAUGGCAUAUCAUCUCCAAGCGACGGAAAUUGAAAAGGCACGAAUGGUUGUUAGAAGAGCAUUAAAAACUAUUAAUUUCCGUGAAGAGAAUGAAAAACUUAAUAUGUGGAAAGCUUGGUUGAAUUUAGAAUCUCGAUUUGGUUCCUCUGAGAGUUUAAAUGACGUUUUCCAUCAAGCAAUAAAUGCAAAUGAUUCUAAAAAAAUUCAUCUGCAUAUGCUAACAAUUCACUUGGAUGCAGAAAGAAAAACAGAGUUAGAGAAAACUGUGAAAGCUAUCAUAGGGAAAUUUAAAGAUGAUGUUGAAGUAUGGAUUGAAUGUGGAACUGCUUUUGUUAAAAUAGGAUUGAAAGAGAAAUCGAGACUUCUUAUGCAACAAGCACUUCAGUCUCUUCCAAUUUCAAAACAUGUUUAUUUGAUGGUGAAAUUCGCUCAAGCAGAAAAUAAUUAUGGUGAUAAAGAGAGAGCUAAAACUUUAUUUGAGAACAUUUUAACUUCAUACCCUAAAAGAGUUGACGUGUGGUCAACUUACGUUGAUUUCUUGGUAAAGGACAAAGAAUAUGAGAUUGCAAGGAAAGUGUUAGAGAAAGCUGUUGCCCAAACUUUGCCACCAAAAAAAAUGAAAACACUCUUCAAGAAAUAUGUUGCAUUUGAAGAGCAGCAUGGUACUCCUGAUGGAGUAGAUUAUGCUAAAAAAUUAGCUGUUUCAUAUAUUGAAAAUAUAAGUAAAAAUCCAGUUAACGAAUAAUUUAUAAAAAAAUAUUAAAAUUUUUUAUUUAGACAAAAAAA
Molecule: messenger RNA, 4283 nt
Organism: Chelonus insularis
Lineage: Eukaryota; Metazoa; Arthropoda; Insecta; Hymenoptera; Braconidae
Gene: Rrp5
Product: Ribosomal RNA Processing 5
Exons: 6
Coding region: 118-4242 (1374 amino acids)
Biological process (GO): rRNA processing
Cellular component (GO): nucleolus; nucleus; small-subunit processome
Molecular function (GO): protein binding; RNA binding
Source: RefSeq, a predicted model, not a curated record